Molecule: messenger RNA, 5027 nt
Organism: Harpia harpyja (harpy eagle)
Lineage: Eukaryota; Metazoa; Chordata; Aves; Accipitriformes; Accipitridae
Gene: HS3ST4
Product: heparan sulfate-glucosamine 3-sulfotransferase 4
Molecular function (GO): [heparan sulfate]-glucosamine 3-sulfotransferase activity
Source: RefSeq, a predicted model, not a curated record
CACCAUGUGCGCCCGGUGCCCGGGGCGAGGAGCGGGGAGCAGCCAUGUCCCCCCCCCGCCCAGCCGGGGGUGCCGGGCGGGCGCGGCUCUAAGGUGCCCCCGGCGCGGAAGCUCCUCUGCAUGUGCAGCCUCUCCCUCUGCCUCACCUACCUGUGCUACAGCCUCAUGGGGGGGGGCACCGGCCCGGGCGCCCUGCGCUCCCCCGCCGCCCUCCCCGGCACGGCGGCCCCGGGGGCCCCGCGCUCCCCCGCCGCGCUCCCCCGGCACGGCGCGCCGGCGGCCCCGCGCUCCCCCGCCAGCCCGCCGGGCAGCGGCUCCGGCGCCCCGGCCCCCUCCGCGGCUCCGACGCGGGCCUCCAACGGCAGCCGGGAAGGGGCGGCGGGCGCCUGGCCGCGGACGCCGCUGGCCCCCGGGGAGGUGAUCACGGCGCAGAGCGGAGCCUUCGAGAGGGACCCGCAGGAGUCGAGCACCACGGACGAGGAGCUGAGCCGGGCCGGCAGCCCGGGGAGCCGCGGCGGCGGCGGCAGCACCACGCCGGACUACGGGGAGAAGCGGCUGCCGCAAGCCCUCAUCAUCGGGGUGAAGAAGGGGGGGACGCGGGCGCUGCUGGAGGCCAUCCGGGCGCACCCCGACGUGCGCGCCGUGGGCACCGAGCCCCACUUCUUCGACAGGAACUACGAGAAGGGGCUGGAGUGGUACAGGAACGUGAUGCCCAAGACGCUGGACGGCCAGAUCACCAUGGAGAAGACCCCCAGCUACUUCGUGACCAACGAGGCCCCCAGGCGCAUUCACUCCAUGGCCAAGGACACGAAGCUGAUUGUGGUGGUGAGAAACCCGGUCACACGGGCCAUCUCGGACUACACACAGACGCUCUCCAAGAAGCCAGAGAUCCCCACCUUCGAGGUGCUGGCCUUCAAGAACCGGACCCUGGGGCUGAUCGAUGCCUCCUGGAGCGCAAUCCGCAUCGGGAUCUAUGCCCUGCACUUGGAGAACUGGCUCCAGUACUUCCCCCUCUCCCAAAUCCUUUUUGUCAGUGGCGAGAGGCUCAUCACUGACCCAGCUGGGGAAAUGGCUAAGGUCCAGGACUUCUUAGGCCUCAAGAGGAUUGUGACAGAGAAACAUUUUUAUUUUAAUAAAACCAAGGGGUUCCCCUGUCUAAAGAAGCCAGAGGACAGCAGUGCUCCCCGCUGCUUGGGCAAGUCCAAGGGUCGAACUCACCCCAAAAUAGACCCAGACGUCAUCCACAGACUGCGGAAGUUUUACAAACCCUUCAAUGUCAUGUUUUACCAAAUGACGGGCCAAGAUUUCCAGUGGGAGCAGGAAGAAAGUGAUAAGUAGAACCAUGAAAUCAGGAAAAAAGUUCUUUUCUUUUGAGAUGCAAAUCAUCAUUAGAGACCCAAAAGUCACUCGGGGCUAGAGGCUCAGCCUUGCGAGCGCAAGACUCUUGCGCUGUCAGGGUUGCAGCCAAAGCUGCCCCACGUUUCCAGCUCUGAAACCUUAGUGGCACGUCACCUUGGGUUGCAUUUGGGCUCUCCCCCCUGUGAUGCUGAGGGGGAUCAGGGGGUGGGUGGGAGGAGGAGGAGGCAGAGGGAGCAGGGUUCCUCAGGGUGAUGGGAUGCUUCGUGUUGACAUUUCACUGCUGAUGUCCCCCUCGCAGCCAGGCAGGCAGGACCAGCACCACCUGCCAUGGCUAGCUGAGCGGGAGGGUGGCUCACAAAACCCAGCAACACCGGGAAAAACCCAUAGAUUUGAUUUCUCCUGCCCUGGCUGUUAGUUUUGCCCAGACAGCAGCAUCAGAUCUGGUAAAUUCAGGACACGUGCAUUCACAUGCACACUGGUAUUUGUGUGUGGAAGGAAUAAAGCCAGUUAUGCUGCAAAGGAACUAUGUACAGAAACUUCAUUUGCACCAGACAUUUCAAUUACUUGUUGCACUAAAACUAGUAUUUACCAAGUGCCACAAAACACCUGGGCCCAAUUCUCCUCCGACUGAUGGGUGUAUCGCCACUGUUGGAAGAGAGUCGUUCCUGCUUUGCUGGGCUGCUCAGUGAAAUCAGAACCGGGGCCUCCCCCGGACUCCCCCACUCCUCCUGGAAGCCGCACCGAAGGCCAUUCCCAGGCAUCCGCUCGGAGUGAGCGGGGGUCUCACCGCCCGGCCAGGCUGCUGAGGUGCGUUGCAGAGCCACGUGUGCCCAUGCAGCACCCCCCAGCAAGGUUGUGCUGUGCCCUGCUCCGCGGUUUGGAGCCAGGCGUUCCUGGUGGGAACCGAGGGGCUGACUGUAGGGCAGAGGCAUGGGGGACAGCCCCAGCGUAGGGUCUGGGCAGGGCUGACUGUCGGAGCCCCUGGCACUGCCCUUCAUUUGCACCUUGAAAACGAGAGCUCUGCUGCUUGCUGUUGACAGCCAGGUUUGCAAAAUGGGGAAGCAGCCUUCAUCUUUACUUCAGAAUUACAAAAGAGCAAUUAAUUCCCAGGGCGAGUGCUGCUCUGCGCAAAAAAUGUGUGCUUUCUAGUGGAAAUGACCACGUCAACCAAAUUUGCAAAUCCUGGUAGAAACUGUAGAAUAAACCCAUAUCCCAACUGGAUCCUCCAGCAACGUGAUGAGAGCUGCAUGCUGGAACCAGUGGAGAGCAGGCCAGCAGCACUUUGACACAGCUGCGCUGUUUCCAUCUCCAUUACUGAGAGAAAAACAGAAAGAGAGGGAACAAAAGGAAGAAUGCAGAUCUCCUGUGGCUGAAAUGUUCCCUUCGCAUGGGCGAUUUCUAAGGGCACUCAAAUAUUGCUGGCCGCUUUCUUUGUUUUAACGAGUGGUAAGAAUGCCUCCCUGGUGGAGCGUAGCUGUGUGUGAGUCCCCCGUCCCCUUUCAGGUGGGUCCCUGGCUGUUGGAAAGCAGCAGAGAUGCAGUGCGAGAUCGCUGUGGGAGGACCAAGACUCAGUUUUGAUUAAGGUGGCAAGAAAUCCCUGCUGAUCCAGCUAACCAAAUGAAAUCACUGUUACGUUGGGUAACAAGCUGAACCUGCUUUGAGUUUCAUGGCCUGUUGUGUGGUUCAUUGUGCCAUGAAGUGGUGCUGGUGCCUUGGAGUGGAUGAAAAAGAGCUGAAGCCAUUUGGAAAAUUUACGCCAUGGGCCAUGCUGGAGGGGCACCACAAGCUCCCUGCUAACAUCAUGUCAGUUCCUAUUAGCCUGAUUAGAUUUAAAAACAGCUCCUGACAUAACAUAGCUUUUCACAGUCCCACAAAUCCUGAAAUUAUUACAUGAAAAUUGGAAGUAUGUAAGAGGAAUAAUUUUGCAGUGUUUCACACAUUAUUAAAAUGUCAGAUCAGCUCCUAAGUGAAAACUGUUGUUACACAAUUUGGUGUAAGCUCGAUGGAUUCAGUUGGAGGAUGAGGGGCUUAUUGAGGCCCAGUGUCCAGGCUCCUCACCGGAGGGAUAUCCAGAAAUUUUUGCCUGUUCCCAGCAUGCUGCAGCCCCGACGCUGCAGCGGGCUGGCCCUGACGGUGCUGAGCGGAGCCUGCCAGUGGAGACGGCGGGACCAGCAGCCCUGGCUGCCUGCUGGAGGGGCUUGGCUCCGGCAGGACGCCAUCCCAGGUCAUGGCUUGGCCGGGACCUGGCAGGUUGGCGGCUGCACGCAACCCCAGCUGUUACGGCCAUCAGCGUGGCACUGUGCAUUGCCUUUGUGGCGAAAGCUUGGACUCCCUCAGCCCCCAUCCGCGGCUUAACCAGGAGCAGGUCUUCUCCGAGCAAGGUCUCCUUGAGCUUGAAAGAGCCCCUGAGAACCCCCGUCCCCAGCCAGCAGGUCUCCGGGCACACCCCAGCCUUGGUCUGGUCCGGCCCGGGCACUGCCCUGUGUCUGUCUCCCUGGGCGGCUCCGGCUGGCUUCUCCCGGGAAGAGCCUCUGGUCCCCGACUGCCAUCAAGCCACCGUCGCUCUUCUCAUCGUGCCCCUCGCUGGAGGGACAGGAGGUCUGAAAACGCAUGUUUGUCUGAGAAUUACGACCUAAUGAAGCACCCCCUUAGGGAGGUCAUGGCGUGCGGCGGGGCCGGGCAGGAGCGUCCGUCCUGCGCUGGGACGAAGCACAGUUGCGCCUGGGGCUCAGUCCUGGAGCUGGAACAAGGCCCUGGAGCAGGGAUGCGGAGGAGGGUCCUGCAGGAGGGCUCCCAGCGCAGGGCUCCAGAGCAGGACGCAGCCGGCCCCGGCCCCCGGGCCCCCCAGGAGGGGCCACCCGAUGGUUUACAGAAGCGGGGCGGGUGGUGGGAGGUGCUGCGCCUGCCCCGCACUCUCGCUCCCGUUUGUUCUGCCAUACAUUCAGAGGUUUAUUUUUUAUAUUGGCUGCAAUCUCCAGCUCGGGAGGAGCCACCGAGCGCCUGGCGGCAGAGGAGGCCCCACUCUUCCACCCCUGAGCGGCUGCCCCAUGGACGCCGACCGCCCCAGCACGAUGGGACGGGACCCCCUCGCCUCCCCAGGUGCCACCGCGGCACCAGCGGCCCCUUCGCAGUGCUGGAAGGGAGCGGGGUGCGCCAGCCACCCACCCUGGGGGCGGGUGGGGGACACGGGCGGCACGGGGGGGGCCUCUGGGGUCAUUUAUUCUCUUUUCUGUUUUUCUGAAAUGCACCCCGUGUCUGCCGUGCUAAUGCAGGGGCUUGACAGGGGAAUUAUUUUCUAUCUGGCCAGAGAGUGGCCUGCCAAAUGAGAGUGAGUCAGGUUAAUAACACUUUUUUUUUAAACUAUUCAAAUGUCAGCAUUAGAAUACACAGGAAAUUGAAUUUUGUAUUUGAUUUCAAUUAACAAAGCAUAAAUUAUAUUUAAUUUUAUACACAGACUGGGUGAUUCAUUGUUCUGGAAAAGCUGGUACUUUAUGGUUCAGAGACUGGAAAUGGAGAGUUAAUCUUUUCUGAAACCAAACUGCUGUGCUGUCGCCUCCUCCCAAACGCGUCUCUGUCUGUCGGUGUCACUCUGUACCUGAACAGUAUGAAAAUCCUGAACUGAACACUUGAACCCACAGCACUAACAAUAAAACAUUGUAGCAGCUGCA